UUUGGCGGGCAGCGCGGCGCCGAUUGGCCGGUCUUCGCUCUCAUAGUCAAUGGUCGCCUUAGCCGUCCGGUCAAGCAUCGGCUCAAGUUUUCCGAAGUAAGCGCUGGUUCCCGCGGCCCCAUCCGACUAAGACCCAUCGUUUCGGCGACGGAACCCCUAAGUCCAGACGAAGAUAAAGCCAGUUCGGCAGAUCGCUAAAAGAUGAGUUCGAGCGCUUGCUACAAGUGUAACCGGAUGGGCCACUUUGCGCGGGAGUGUCCCCAGGGUGGCGCAGGAGGCGGCAGAGACCGCGGCCGCGAGCGCGACAGCGGAUUUGGACGUGGACGCGAGAAGUGCUUCAAGUGCAACCAAUCCGGUCACUUUGCGCGCGAAUGCAAGGAAGACCAGGACCUGUGCUACCGCUGCAGCGGCGUUGGACACAUCGCCAAGGACUGUCACCAGGGACUUCCGAUUUACCAGGGUCCUGAGAUGAGUUGCUACAACUGCAACAAGACCGGACACAUCGCGCGCAGCUGCCCGGAGGGAGGCAACGACUCAGGUCGCUUCGCGAUGCAGAGCUGCUACAACUGCAACAAGACGGGCCAUAUCGCGCGCAACUGCACCGAGGCUGUGGGCAAGACCUGCUACCUCUGCGGCAAGGCGGGCCACAUAAGCCGCGAGUGCGACCAGGAGGACAGGAAGUAGGAGACAACCGGGAUCAGUGCCGCUCGCUUAACAAUAACGAUAAGCCGUUUACCGUCGCGCGCGCCACUACCGGGGAUCGUAGCUAGGUAGGGAUAUGCGGACGUACGUCUCAUAUCGAUGCGUAUAAUCGCUAAAGACGUGUUGCGCCAUGGUCGUUCGGAUUCCCAUCUCUCCAAGCCCGACUCUUUGAGACCUCCUCUCUCUACCCUCCUCUCCCAGUCCCCCGAGCCCGUCGUUGUUCUCUCUUCUCGCGAGGGUUUUUCUUAAGAUGCCUUUAAGUUUUUAUUGCUGUUAUAUACCAAGUACGAGACACUUCUUUACACUUAACCCGCGGACGCGCCGCGUACGGAGGUACGCGAAAUACGGACACUGUACGACGUAACGAUUGUAUCGAACCAAACGAAAAAGAUAUGAAAGAAAAGCACUCGAUCACCGCGUAGGGACGUACACGGACUUACGCUACCGGAACCCUCUCUCCCGUUUCCCCGUCCCCUUCGGACUAUAUUAUAUACUCUAGCCUAGCUCGCGAUGCAAGAUGUUUGGAUUCUCGAGGAAGCUCCGCGGUGUACCGCGAGAGGAGGGGCGCGUGCUCCCCGUGGAAAAUAAUUGGAAAAAAAGGAAAUUAAGUAAGAGCAGACCCCGGAAAACUUGAGCCGUAGCGUUUCAGCCGACGGAGAUAUACGUGUUUUUUAAGAUUAAGACUGUUUCGUUACGCAGCUGAUUAACACCAAACGAAUAUAAAAGGAGAUUACAAUGGAAUGCCUGGUUAUAUAUACAUACAUUUAUGUUCCUUUUCUUUCUCAAUCGUCCACGCAUCUUGUAUCCAGUCCUCCCUCUAGAAACUCUCCAGCGGACCGAGUCUAUCGAGAAAUUUCACUGUUAACGAAUACCGGAAGGACAUCUUCGAGCAUGCCGAUCCUGGAUACAUAUUAAGCUUUAGUAACGACGCGUUUACCCCCCGCGUGUUAGAAUAAGGAGAAGCGAGUCCCGUCGGUCUCGCCGAUUGGUCGUAGAAACGUUUACCGAGUAUAUUCCGUUCCUUUCGAUUUUUUUUCUCUCCCGCUCUUUCCCCCUCGCUUUUGUUCCUUCCCUUUUUCUAACGACGCCUUCGCGUGCGUGUGCGGCGGAACGAACGAGCGACGGUAAAAGCGAGCGCGUGCGUGCACACUCUUAUUUAUCGUUUAUCGAUUGUGUAACUAAGUUUGGAGCACUGUGUUUCGCACGGUUUGGGUUCUUACAAAAAGAGUCGCGCCGAUACCUCGACGCAACGGGGGGGGCCGUUUGCCCGGUAGGUUCGUCAGCGCUUAAAUUAGUGCCGAAAUGGCGAGGAUUUUUUCACGACCCUAUAUGUAGCGCGCAUAAAUAUCUCCAUGUGUAUGCAUACACAUACGUGUCCAGUUUGUAAGAUAAUCGCGCGGCCGCGCGCAUUUUACCAACAUCCAGUCGUUGCGCGUUCAUUCGCAUCUCCAUCGCCGUAAGAUCGUUUCACUCGUUCUCCCAUUACCAUCUCGAUCGUCGCCCUUUUUCUCGACUCUCGCCGUGUUCUCGCGCCGUGGGUAAAUGGAUCCGUUACUACAUGUAUGUAUAUAUAUACGAGUAUGCGUUUGGGUAUAUACGUAUGUAUUCACGUGCAUAUGAGCAGGGGCUGUAUUUUGUACUGUAAAAAGCUAGCCGUGCCGCGAUGUCGCUGCUGGCGAACGCGCCGAAUCAUUUUUCCUUUUUUUACUUUGGCCAAGGAGACGAGUCUCUCACGAAAUUCCCGUGGACAAGGAUUAUCUACCGCUAACUACGCCCUUCCUGGCAACGACCUGGACCCCGUUUCGCGACACGCGUCGCCGAUCCGCGUCUCUGCGAACUCUAUCGAGGAGAACCAUUGUAACGCUUUGGAGUGGAUUUUUUUUCUGGAGACUAUCCCAGGACCCGAGUAAACCUCGUUUUAUGGGCUCGCGAGACCUUGUAGACUAAAUCGUUGAUUCGGUGGUCCGGUCAGCAGCGACCUCGCGCAUCAAUUGUCCAGAGAUGCAUUCAGCGAGCCGGAGGGCGUUGCACCGCGCGUUUGCGCGAUUAGGACGAGGACUUUUGUAUACUUAACGCGUAGUCGGGACUUAUGUAUCCGAUCUCGUGCACGGUUUGGCGAGGAUUGUUAAGAGGUGGACGAGAACGUCCCGCGACUUCCUCGCGGAUGAGUAGAGAGUCGGACCAUCGCUGGACCGCGCGCGGCCUUUGGCGCUUCGCGUCGGUGUGGAUCGACACCUGGAGAUCUCGCAAACCUUGGAUGUAGAUCGACUCUAGGGAGACGGAGGAAAUGUCACGAGACGCGGUCGGUGCCGUGCCGCGGGACUCCGUACAUCGUACUCGAUGUCCGUGGGUCGAAGGUAUUAACGGCCAUCGAAUGGACGUACCGAGUCCCGCUCAGGGCACCGUCGCGACCCCGCCGAAAAGGAACGGACAUCGGGGGGUAAUUUGAAUAUCGAAGGACGCCGCCGCGUUCUCGUCACCGGGUCUCGAGCGAGUGUCCUCGUUCGGCCGUCGAGAUUGUUUCAUAUCCACGGAGGGUGCCAGAGGUUCUAAACGUGCAUUAUAUAUUACGAGUGCGGACGGUGCACUCGCGCUUCUGUCUUUACUACAAGACUUACGUACGGAUAUUGUAAAGAAUAUGACUGUUACAGUGUAUUAACUAAUUCGACCGGCGGUUCGCUCGGUCAAGGCUCGACUUAUUGAUUAAAACUAAUCUAUAUGAAUACUUAAAUGGAAGGAGACGAAGAGGAUGACGAGGAUAAAUAUGCUAAAAAGAGGAAGUAAGCGAUUUACGGGGUAUUCGAAAUUAUGUUUUUAAACUGAAUUUUUGAAAUAGAAUGCGUACGGAGAGGCAAGUACCCGCGGUUGUUAUUUGUCGUUCCUGGUAUAUACGUACGUGUGUAUGACAUUUGACGCGUUGCAUUGCCAUUACCGUCUUCCCCCCCACCUCCCCCCUGGUCUCCGUCUCCCCGAAAUUUAGACUCGUGACGAGUCGGUUGCAUAGCGUAGGGCGUAUACCCUGUAUUUAUGUUUAAGUUUCGUGGAAGGGAGGGUUAUUUGCUAAUAAAAUAUAAGUGCCUAA
Messenger RNA from Orussus abietinus, 3784 nucleotides. RefSeq names its product CCHC-type zinc finger protein CG3800 (gene CNBP). The transcript has 3 exons. Gene Ontology annotation, biological process: positive regulation of cytoplasmic translation. The record is from RefSeq and is a predicted model, not a curated record. Gene Ontology annotation, molecular function: single-stranded RNA binding; translation regulator activity; zinc ion binding. Bases 202 to 684 code for a protein of 160 amino acids. Gene Ontology annotation, cellular component: cytoplasm. NCBI's taxonomy places the organism in Eukaryota, Metazoa, Arthropoda, Insecta, Hymenoptera, Orussidae.